Molecule: messenger RNA, 1572 nt
Organism: Coprinopsis cinerea okayama7#130
Lineage: Eukaryota; Fungi; Basidiomycota; Agaricomycetes; Agaricales; Psathyrellaceae
Product: RNA splicing factor PRP9
Exons: 7
Coding region: 1-1572 (523 amino acids)
Biological process (GO): mRNA splicing, via spliceosome
Cellular component (GO): spliceosomal complex
Molecular function (GO): RNA binding
Source: RefSeq, a predicted model, not a curated record
AUGGACUCCAUUAUCGAAAUCCAGCGACAGACACACGAAGAGAUAGAGAGAUUCGACAAGGCUCUCUACACUAUCCUUUCGCGCUCAGCAACAACCCACGAAGUUGGUUUGCAGAAUGAGCACAAGGCCGCGCAGAUACUAGACCGAAUCGUGGCCAGAGCCGCGACCUUGGACGCGCUGUACAACGACGAGGAGGCCAGAAAAGCAGAGACAAACUCACUCUCUGACAAGGGAAACCAAAACGACCUAUCUGAAUUCUACGCGCGGUUGGUGAAAAUCCAAGAACAUUACAACAAAUACCCUGACUCAAUGCCAGGAGGGGGAUUUGACUUGGAGCUCGCCUAUUUCCUGGAUGAACCCGGUCAGGAGGAGGAAGACUUUGAGGAAGAAGACCCCAUUGCUCUUCUUUUCUCUGGAGAGGAAUCCUAUGGCCGAUACCUCGACCUCUACAAUAACCACACUGCUUAUAACAAUCUGAAAGGGCUUGGGAAGAGGGCUUCAUACCUGCAGUACUUGGACCUGCUCAACGCGGCCCAAAACGCGCAAGUGCACUCGGAUUUGACCAAAGAGACGAGGUUCAGCAAGGACUACGAAACGUACAUUAAAGAUCUUCACGCCUACCUCCUCUCAUUUGCGAAGAAGGCUCAACCACUGUACGACGUCGACUCAGAACAAAAGCAAGCCAAGGAAGAAUUCGACAGCAAAUGGGAUGCAAAGGAAAUCGAUGGCUGGGAGAGCGAGGAGAACAAGAGUGCCAGCGAUGGAGCACCUGGUAUCUGGUGUGCCGCAUGUCAAAGGCUUUACGCGAAGCAGACAGUUUAUGACGCUCACUUGACUUCCAAAAAGCAUAUUAAAGCCCAGCAAAAACUUGAAGCAUCUGGGGCACCCCCUCCCAAUCCCAAUGGCCACCCUGAGACCCAAACAGCAGUACCUACCACUAACCAAUCCCAGGCAAAACUCAGGACUCGGUCGUCUGCCUACUACACUUACUUGACGACCUCUUUACUGAAGAAUUUGGCCCCCGUAUUGGCUGAGACCAAGUCGAACGUUGAACGGCGAUUCUCGCUUACUGCCCGAGAGCGUGAACAAGAAUUGUUGGAGAAGGCCAAACCUCCUCCACCUCCUGUCACUGCCGAAGGCAAUGAAGAGGAAGAAGAGGAAGAGCGCAUCUACAACCCUCUCAAGUUGCCACUAGGAUGGGAUGGCAAGCCCAUUCCUUAUUGGCUAUACAAGCUGCAUGGUUUGGGGGUUGAGUACAAGUGCGAGAUUUGCUCGGACCACGUUUAUAUGGGCCGUAAAAAUUUCGAUCGACAUUUCCAAGAUGUCAAACUCACCGAGCGCUGCCAGGAAUCACGCCACGCCUUUGGUAUGCGGGCUCUCGGGCUUCCCAAUACAAAGCAUUUCCACGAGAUCACCCGAAUAGAAGAUGCUCUUGCUUUGGCUGAAAAGCUGAAGCGCGAAGGCAGGAACGAAAUCUUUGAACAAGAAACCAUGGAGGAGUUAGAAGAUGACGAAGGCAACGUCUACAACCGCAAGACCUACGACGACUUGAAGAAGCAAGGGUUGAUCUAA